Nomascus leucogenys (northern white-cheeked gibbon) is the source of this 1933-nucleotide messenger RNA. RefSeq names its product stabilizer of axonemal microtubules 1 (gene SAXO1). Gene Ontology annotation, cellular component: ciliary basal body; cytoskeleton; centriole. Gene Ontology annotation, molecular function: microtubule binding. The transcript is spliced from 3 exons. NCBI's taxonomy places the organism in Eukaryota, Metazoa, Chordata, Mammalia, Primates, Hylobatidae. Bases 293 to 523 code for a protein of 76 amino acids. Gene Ontology annotation, biological process: microtubule anchoring. The record is from RefSeq and is a predicted model, not a curated record.
AGUCAGCCGCUCCAGGUGCCUAAGUCUGGGCUGCGGAGGCCGGGGCGGUGGCGUGCAGGGUGAGGUCUCCUGGGCCGGCGCACCUGCAAGCCCCCUGCUGCUCCCUCGUGCUAGGCCAGCUCCAGGAGGGCAACAGAUGACAGGACAUUGCAAAAGGGUCACUUAAAUUUUCCUUCGAGUAAACAGAACACCUGCCAAGACCCUCGAGCCUGGACAUGCCCCAAGCCAGGUGGUUGGGGUCUAGGAGUCGGCUGCAGCUGGCGAUGCUCUGAGGGGACGUCAGGGCCUCAGGAUGGCCCCUAUGAAGAUGAAGUGCAUCUGUGAACUGUGCUCCUGUGGGCGGCAUCACUGUCCACAUCUCCCUACCAAGAUUUAUGAUAAAACAGAGAAACCAUGUCUUCUCUCCGAAUAUACCCAGAACUACCCUUUCUAUCACUCUUACCUGCCCAGAGAGUCCUUCAAGCCAAGGCGGGAGUACCAGAAAGGGUCUAUACCAGUGGAAGGCCUGACUACAUCAAGCUGAUUAUUUGCCUUGGAACCAACGAAGGCGAGAGCCACUUCGUCUGGAACACAAAUACCAGCCGGCAUCAGUCAGGUUUGAUAACAGAACCACACACCAGGACGAUUACCCCAUAAAAGGCCUUGUGAAGACCAUAAGCUGUAAACCUCUGGCCAUGCCAAAGCUCUGUAACAUCCCCUUGGAGGAUGUGACUAACUACAAGAUGAGCUAUGUGGCUCACCCCGUGGAGAAGCGCUUUGUGCAUGAAGCAGAGAAGUUCAGGCCCUGUGAAAUCCCCUUUGAAAGCCUUACCACUCAAAAACAAUCCUACCAGGGCCUGAUGGGGGAGCCUGCCAAGAGCUUGAAACCUCUAGCCAGGCCUCCUGGGCUAGACAUGCCUUUCUCUAACACCACUGAGUUUCGAGAUAAGUACCAAGCUUGGCCAACGCCCCGGAUGUUCUCCAAAGCUCCCAUCACCUACGUCCCUCCUGAAGACAGGAUGGAUCUUCUGACAACAGUGCAGGCCCAUUAUACAUGCCCUAAGGGUGCCCCAGCUCAGUCCUGCCGACCUGCACUUCAGAUUAAGAAGUGCGGUCGCUUUGAAGGCUCUUCCACCACCAAGGAUGACUACAAGCAGUGGUCCAGCGUGCGCAUGGAGCCAGUCAAGCCCGUUCCCCAGCUGGACUUGCCCACUGAGGCCCUGGACUGCCUGACCACCACUCGGGCCCACUAUGUGCCCCACCCACCUGUCAAUACCAAAAGCUGUAAGCCUCAUUGGUCUGGCCCUCGAGGAAAUGUCCCUGUGGAAGGCCAGACCACCUACGCCAUCAGCUUUACUCCCAAGGAAAUGGGCAGGUGCCUAGCUUCAUAUCCUGAGCCUCCUGGCUACACCUUUGAGGAAGUGGAUGCUUUGGGUCACAGGAUAUACAAACCAGUUUCCCAGGCAGGCUCUCAGCAGAGCAGCCAUCUUUCUGUAGAUGAUUCAGACAACCCCAACCAGAGGGAGUUGGAAGUGUCAGCCUGAUUUUGAAAAAUUGUAAUUUAGAAAUUACACAGUACUUUUAAAAGCAGACAACUGAGAAUUAUUUGUUGGACAAAAAAGAAUUCCCUAAAAUGACAAAAAAAUAAAAAAAUAAAAAAAAAUAAAAAAACCUUCACCACUUCCAGAGCACUUGAAUAAAAUGAGAAUCACUUGACUCAGGGAAAAUGACAUUUAAUCACUGGCUAAUUAACUCCCCUUAACUUCUCCUUUACUGCAUCCCCACCCCUUUUCAGGUCCUUUACUUUGUGCUUAUGGAAUCAAAGUUGGUCUCUGAGGUUUUCUCUGAUCCAGAUGUAUUUUAUUAAUUUAAUCAUUGUAUGAACUGACAUAAUGAUUAACCCUUGCCAAGUAUGAAGCGCCGAAGAAUAUAUUUUGGGGGGAAUGAAUCUGUA